CUCUGAAGCAGGUGUGCUCCUCCAGACUAACGUAAGGAGAGGAGGAGGAGUAAGGGCGGCUCCGAGGGAUAUUCUGUGUAGUGUGCCCCUCUCCCAUCUCGCGUUGCUCCUUGUCGCGACUCGCUCUGCUUGCCUUGAGCUGCAUUAAAGGCAGUGCAUCAGCAUCAGCAUCCCUCACCAACACCGCUGCCCUUCUGUGGAAAGAACAGCUCGUCUAAGUCUGUAUGCAUAGCGACCUUACAAUUAAGACUCGCAGUGGGAAUAGUAAACCACGGCUGGAGCUGAAGCUGCCUCAUUAGGCUCGGGACGCUGUCCAAGGUGCUGAAUCACAGAUCAAGAGAAUCCUGCAGUAGAGGUAUCACAUCCAUGCGUUUGGGGCUCUCCUGAAGGCUAGCCACAGAAUUUCCCAGGGUUUACCACCGCAGCGCAAGGCUCUAGUUCAAAAUGGAUGACGGUUACAGAGACAGGACGGCGUUCAUCCGGGGCGCCAAAGACAUCGCGAAGGAGGUGAAGCGGCAGGCGGGUAAGAAGAUGGGGCGGGGCAUCGACAAGAUGUCUGAUGAGUACACGAAACGCUCCUACACCCGUUUCGAAGAGGACGACGAUGACGACUAUCCCGUUCAGGGCCAGGAUGGUGGCUACUAUCGCAGCGACAGCCGGGCCAACGACGACGAGGGCGCCCACAGCGACUCCACCGAGGGCCACGACGAGGACGACGAGAUCUACGAGGGCGAGUACCAGGGCAUCCCCCGCGCCGACGUGGGCAAGGCCGACGGGCAGGUGGGGAGCGUGGCAGCGACGGGGGGCCAGUUCCGGGAUAUCGGGGAGCUGGCGGGAGAGAGGCGGAAGGACCAGGAGGAGCUGGCGCAGCAGUACGAGACCAUCCUGCAGGAGUGUGGCCACGGCCGCUUCCAGUGGACUCUCUACUUUGUGCUGGGCCUGGCGCUCAUGGCUGACGGUGUGGAGAUCUUCGUGGUGGGCUUCGUGCUGCCCAGCGCUGAGAAGGACAUGUGUCUGUCCGAGCCCAACAAGGGCAUGCUGGGCCUCAUUGUGUACCUGGGCAUGAUGGUUGGGGCCUUCCUCUGGGGCGGCCUGGCAGACCGGAUCGGCCGGCGACAGUGUCUCCUCAUGUCUCUCUCCAUCAACAGCGUCUUUGCCUUCUUCUCCUCCUUUGUCCAAGGAUACAGCACCUUCCUGUUCUGCCGCCUGCUUUCGGGCGUCGGGAUUGGCGGCUCGAUCCCCAUCGUGUUCUCCUACUACUCUGAGUUUCUGGCCCAGGAGAAGCGGGGCGAGCACCUUAGCUGGCUGUGCAUGUUCUGGAUGAUUGGGGGCAUCUACGCCUCAGCCAUGGCCUGGGCCAUCAUCCCCCACUACGGCUGGAGUUUCCAAAUGGGCUCAGCCUACCAGUUCCACAGCUGGCGUGUCUUUGUCCUGGUCUGUGCUUUCCCAGCUGUUGCUGCCAUUGCGGCUCUAAACACCAUGCCCGAGAGCCCUCGAUUUUUCCUGGAGAAUGGGAAACACGAUGAGGCCUGGAUGAUCCUGAAACAAGUUCACGACACCAACAUGAGGGCCAAGGGCUACCCCGAGAGAGUCUUUUCCGUCACCACCAUUAAGACAGUGAAGCAGAUGGAUGAGCUAGUGGAGAUGGGUGCAGACACAGCCUGGCACAAGCGCUGGAAAGCGAAGUUGACCAGCCUUUUUUAUCAGGUGUGGGGCAAUUUCCAGGCCUGUUUCUCCCCCGAGUAUCGCCGCACCACACUAAUGAUGAUGGCAGUGUGGUUCACCAUGUCCUUCAGUUACUAUGGUCUGACCGUGUGGUUCCCUGACAUGAUCAAGUACCUGCAGAAGCAGGAAUAUAACUCACGCACAAAGGUCUUCAUCAAGGAGAGAGUGGAGCAUGUCACCUUCAACUUCACCUUGGAGAACCAGGUGCACCGCAAUGGCCUGUACUUCAAUGACAAGUUCAUGAACCUCAAGAUGAAAUCCAUGGUGUUUGAGGACUCUGUGUUUGAGGAGUGCUACUUUGAGGACAUCACUUCCAGCAACACUUUCUUCAAAAACUGCACCUUCAUCUCCACUCUCUUCUACAACACGGAUCUGUUCAAGUACAGGUUUAUCAACAGCAAGCUCAUCAAUAGUACCUUCCUCCACAACAAGGAGGGCUGCAUACUGGACUUCAGUGACGACAACAACGCCUACAUGAUCUACUUUGUGAGUUUCCUGGGUACGCUGGCUGUGCUGCCCGGGAACAUCGUGUCUGCCCUGCUAAUGGACAAGAUCGGACGGCUGAGGAUGCUGGCGGGUUCCAGUGUGAUGUCCUGCGUCAGCUGCUUCUUUCUGUCGUUUGGCAGCAGUGAGUCGGCCAUGAUUGCCCUGCUCUGCCUCUUUGGCGGCAUCAGCAUCGCCUCGUGGAAUGCCCUGGAUGUGCUGACAGUGGAACUUUACCCCUCUGAUAAAAGGACCACAGCAUUUGGUUUCCUGAAUGCUCUGUGCAAGCUGGCUGCUGUCCUGGGCAUCAGUAUUUUCCAAUCCUUCGUGGGCAUCACCAAGGCCGUGCCCAUCCUGUUUGCCUCGGGGGCACUGGCUGCUGGCAGCUUCCUGGCACUCAAACUGCCGGAGACGCGGGGCCAGGUUCUACAGUAACACAGCGCCACCAGCAGGGGGUAGUGUGGAACAAAAACAGCCACACUGUCACCAAGUCCCUGGACCAUAGCCGUACUUCACCUAAUUCCAGAUGACUGUGAGCGGUGAUGUGUUGAAAACUCUGCCCUUAAACUACAAGCACUGGUUGCCAUCAUAAUAAUGGUAUUAUUUAUAAAUAUAUACACAUAUAUGAACCGUUUCCCAGUCAAACCAAAACAAUUCAGAUCAAGUGUUCUUAAUUUUAAAUUUCAACAUCCCCUCCUCAUAAAAAUAUGAACAGUAUAUUGGCUCCAAGAUACUGACAUUUUACUGUAAUCCUGUGAAGAUACGAUUUUUUCUUUUCAGAAUUUUACAAACAAAUACCAAACUGCUUUGUGAUGUCAUUGGGCCUUGAAUAGUUCUAAUGUAAUCAAUGGUGGCUUCUACGAAAUUAACAAAACACUCAGAAGGAAUUUUUAUGCGAGGGAUACUGAAAAUCUGGGGCAACAUUCAUUAUUUAUUCACUUAGGAAUUUAACAUUUCAGUCAGUUUUGUGUCAUUGGUUUAGUGACCUUUAAUAUCUUUGGAUGCGUAAACCAUAAAGCACAAUACAGUGAGGUGGAAGUGAACCUCAAGACUCAAAACAAAUUAAACAGGAAAGGUCUAACAGGACCUUCCUAGGGCUGUGGGGUGGGGUUGUCGGCCUUAAUUAUGAGCCAUACAAACUCUCCCUGAACAAGCUCUCUUAAGAAAUCCACAUACAUUUCUUAGACAAAGUCUGUCCAUCUUCCACUCCUACAGGAUUAUAGAUUGCAAAGGUUAGGCUUUCAGUGAGAAUAAGUACUGAGUAUUUUUUAAGACUGCUGGAUUGAUACAAUCCACACCUAGAGGAGUGGAACUGGGCUUUGGCUGUCUAACUGGUUCAACCACAAUUCUUCCCCAUUUCCAUUCCAUUCCACAUCACCAUUUCCAUUUCUAACUGGAAAUAUAGAGGUCUUGUUCAUGUACAAAAACUGCCAUUUUAUAGGUAUAGCACAUUCCAGAUUUGCUUGCUUAGUUUUAGAAUGUGA
This is a messenger RNA of Megalops cyprinoides (Indo-Pacific tarpon), 3692 nucleotides long. It is a transcript of the gene sv2a, whose product is annotated as synaptic vesicle glycoprotein 2A. The transcript is spliced from 13 exons. Bases 445 to 2643 code for a protein of 732 amino acids. Lineage: Eukaryota; Metazoa; Chordata; Actinopteri; Elopiformes; Megalopidae. Gene Ontology annotation, biological process: chemical synaptic transmission; transmembrane transport. Gene Ontology annotation, molecular function: transmembrane transporter activity. Gene Ontology annotation, cellular component: membrane. The record is from RefSeq and is a predicted model, not a curated record.